CCUUGGGGAUUUCGGGUAAUUCGCCGUCGUCUGUUUUCUCACAGAAAAACCCCAAAGCUUAAACCUAUAGAGAGAGAGAGAGAGAAACGCAGAGAGGACCAUGCGUUCGUUGCGAAGUGUAAGAGCGCUCUACGGGAGAUCUCCUUCCUUCUCUCUCUCCAGUUCCAGCCAUCACGAUGGGCAUCUCUCGACUCUGCCGCAGUCGCGCUCGAUCUCCUCCACGGCGCGGCUUCAGGAUUCAUGGAUGGACAAGAUCAAAGGAGUCUUCACCGGGAAGAAGACUUCUCCAGAAGAAGCCGAGGCCACCGCCGAAUCGUUCACGCUUCUUCGGUUUGCCGACAAGAUGAAGGAUGCGACGAGGUUGGGAACCUUCAAGAAUUACAUGGUCGGGCGAAGCAGUGAAGCGACAUUUGUGGAUGCUUUCAAGAAGCAGGAAGCGAUUCUCCGGUAUCUAGGAGGUUUGGACCCUUCUGGAGAGCAUCUCCAAACUAAACAAAAACAAGAAGCAGCAAAGAAUUGCAACUGCACAAUAGCCGAUGUAGAGAAUGCACUUGCAAAAUUCACUUGGGCAAAGGAAGCAGAAAAGAAGCUGAUCCAGAUGAAGGAAGAAGGAAAACCAGUACCGAAGAGCCUUGCUGAGGUUCAAAAACUAAUGGGGUCAACACCAUUAGAUAUAGCUAGGUCUAAUCUGGCUAAGAGUGGACAGAUAAGCCGGAAUGCAAUGUGCCCAUGUGGUUCUAAGAAGAGAUACAAAAGGUGUUGUGGAAAGGAUUGAAGAAAUUCAAGAACUAAAGAGUAUUUUCACCCUGUCCUCAAUUUUUAGGAUUCUCAGAGUUUCUUGCUGCCUAUUUUGUUGGGAUUAACUUAUGCUGAUUCUGCAAUCUGGGAAAAAGCUUGGUAAUUUAGGGGCCUGGGUUCUAACAAACUGAGAAGGUGUAUGGCCACACUAACAUGCUGCAUGUACUAAAGAACAAGUCCACAUCAAUUAGAUCAUGGUUGAGUCAAUCGGCAUCGUGUAGAACCAAUGCACCAAUUUGUUUGUUUCCCCUCCAUAGCUCUUUUUGAGGCAAGAGUCUGGAUGCGCUUAGCUGAGUAACCAUGUCGAGGUUGAGGCGAUUUGCUUUGCUAGUUUUAUUCAUGACCACAAUGGAAUGUUCUUUCCAAGUCCUGAAUAAUUGACAUGGCUGUAUUUCAGCUUUUGGACUGAACUGGUUUCACAUGAUGUUCUAUUUCAGCAUUAUCGCUCUAUUUAUUGACA
Rhodamnia argentea is the source of this 1258-nucleotide messenger RNA. RefSeq names its product OVARIAN TUMOR DOMAIN-containing deubiquitinating enzyme 7. The record is from RefSeq and is a predicted model, not a curated record. Bases 101 to 775 code for a protein of 224 amino acids. NCBI's taxonomy places the organism in Eukaryota, Viridiplantae, Streptophyta, Magnoliopsida, Myrtales, Myrtaceae. The transcript has 5 exons.